UCCAUCUCCGCCGCCUCCUCCUCCUCAGCUCUGGUCCUGGGGCCCGGCGGACUGCGCGCGCUCCAUCGCCUCUCCGCAGGGCAGCUGAAGGCCUGGCAAGUGGGUGCCAGUGUGACCAGCAAUUGCUGCUGACAGACAAGAGAGGGUCAGCAAUGUCAGAGGUCCUGCGGGAGCUGCUCCGAGUGUCUGAGAAAGCUGCCAACAUCGCCCGGGCAUGCAGACAGCAGGAAGCGCUCUUCCAGCUGCUCAUCGAGGAAAAGAAAGGAGGAGAAAAGAACAAGAAGUUUGCAGUUGACUUCAAGACCCUGGCCGAUGUACUGGUACAGGAAGUUAUAAAACAGAAUAUGGAGAGCAAGUUUCCAGGCUUGGGAAAAAAAAUUUUUGGAGAAGAAUCCAAUGAGUUUACUAAUGAUUUGG
Castor canadensis (American beaver) is the source of this 417-nucleotide messenger RNA. Lineage: Eukaryota; Metazoa; Chordata; Mammalia; Rodentia; Castoridae. The record is from RefSeq and is a predicted model, not a curated record.